AUGUCCCGGCGACUUGUAGCUGCGGCAUUCGCUAUCGCGUCGCUGCUGCCGGCAUGCGACGCCUUCUAUCUCCCUGGUACUGCUCCCGUCGACUACACUCCUGGAGAGCAAGUACCGUUACGGGUCAACAGGCUUACGCCUAUGGUUGGACCUAGCGAUGCCAAAAUAAAAUCUCUCAUCAACUAUGAUUACUACAACCCACACUUUCACUUUUGCGAGCCAGAAGGCGGCCCCACAAAGAUGCCAGAGUCACUUGGCAGCAUUCUCUUCGGGGACCGUAUCUUCGACUCGCCAUAUAAUAUCAAAAUGCUCGAGAACGUGUCCUGCGCAACUCUAUGCAUGUCCGUAAUUCCGGCUGAGGACGCAAAAUUCAUCAACGAGCGCAUCAAGGAGGACUAUGCCAUCAACUGGCUGGUCGAUGGUCUCCCUGCCGCAGAGAUGAAGCAGGACGAGCGUACUGAUGAGAUCUUCUACGACACAGGCUUCAAUCUGGGUAUAGAUGAUGGGGCGUUCGAGGAGCUCCCUGCAAUCAACAAUCAUUACGACAUCGUUAUGCAAUACCACGUCCGUGACAACAACCAUUACCGUGUUGUCGGUGUCCUUGUUUGGCCCAGGAGUAUCGAAGCGACGAAUGAGACUCCCGAUUCGCAGCGCUGCAACCGAAAUGCGCCUCCUCUCAUCCUGAACGAGGGUCGCACAAACUCCAUCUACUAUACAUACACUGUUGCAUGGGAGCAAUCGGAUACCCCAUGGGCAACCCGCUGGGAUCACUAUCUGCAUAUCUUCGACCCGAAGAUCCACUGGUUCAGUCUGAUCAACUCAAUCGUCAUCGUCGUAUUCCUGUGCGUGAUGGUCUCCAUGAUCCUGGUUCGUACAGUGUCCCGAGAUAUCUCUCGUUACAACGCACUAGAUCUGACGGAGGACGUGCAAGAGGAUUAUGGAUGGAAAUUGAUCCAUGGCGAAGUUUUCCGUCCACCUCGGUAUCCCAUCGUAUUGUCCGUCCUUGUUGGGAAUGGUGCGCAACUAGGCGCCAUGGUGGCUGUCACCCUCGUAUUUGCCCUUUUUGGCUUCCUAUCACCAUCUAACCGUGGCUCUCUUGCUACCGUCAUGAUUAUCUGCUGGACCCUCUUUGGGUGUGUCGCUGGGUACAUGUCACAGCGUGUAUAUAUGUCCAUCGGCGGUACUGAAUGGAAGAAGAAUGUGUUCUUCACUGCUACAGUCAUGCCUGGAUUCGUGUUUGCGGUUGUUUUCUUCCUCAACCUCUUCCUGAUUGGGACCGGCUCUUCGGGUGCAGUUCCAUUUGGCACAAUGUUGGCUAUUGUCCUGUUGUGGUUUGUCAUCUCCGCGCCUCUCACUGCUGUGGGCGUGUUCUUCGGAUUGAAGCACGGUGGCGUCUCUCACCCGGUUCGGGUGAGUCCGAUUCCUCGCCAAAUACCAACAGCUCCUAGGUACCUCAGACCAUGGGCGUCUGCUCUCUUGGCUGGCAUCUUGCCCUUUGGUGCUGCUUUCGUUGAGCUCUACUUCGUCCUGUCAAGCCUCUUUGGCUCUCGCGCCUAUUAUGCCUUCGGUUUCCUUGCACUCACUGCUGGAGUCGUAUGCAUAACAACCGCGACUGUUGCCAUCCUCUUCACAUACUUCAUCUUGUGUGCCGAAGAAUACCGGUGGCACUGGAGAUCGUUCUUCAUUGGUGGCGGUAGCGCCUUUUGGCUCAUUACCUAUGGGUUAUUCUAUUGGGCCUCGAGGCUGUCACUCGAUUCUUUCGCCAGUGUCGUCUUGUAUCUGGGCUACUUAUUUCUCAUUGCAUUAUUCGAUUUCCUCAUUACUGGUACGAUCGGUUUCCUCGCAACGUACUGGGCUAUGCGCAAGCUGUAUGGCGCCAUUCGUAUUGAUUAA
Dacryopinax primogenitus is the source of this 1893-nucleotide messenger RNA. RefSeq names its product endosomal P24A protein. Gene Ontology annotation, biological process: protein localization to membrane; vacuolar transport. The record is from RefSeq and is a predicted model, not a curated record. The transcript has 16 exons. NCBI's taxonomy places the organism in Eukaryota, Fungi, Basidiomycota, Dacrymycetes, Dacrymycetales, Dacrymycetaceae. Gene Ontology annotation, cellular component: membrane. The coding region runs from base 1 to 1893 and encodes 630 amino acids.